AUGGCAUCGAGUGGUCACAUACUUCAGCAACAGAAGCCUGGGGUAGAGGCCCGAAUCAGAGCGCUCGUCAAUGAUGAUCUGAAGACGAUAUGUAGGGCAUAUGGGUAUCAGGUCUCCGGAGCCAAAGCCCUCCUCGUCAACCGAUGCGUAGAAGCUCUCAACACUGCUGUUGAAAACGGCGACGUGAAGGCAUUCGAAGACCUCAGGUAUCGAAGUCAGAACCGGGGGAAGGAGCCACCGCGGGGCGUGAUAGACGGCGCUGUGGCCCAGAGGUGGCCACCAACAGGAGGCUUUCAACCUUACAACAUGGCACCUCAGCGAAACGGACCUGGCGUGUCCCAGGGCAGACCGUCUGGGAAGGGGACUUUCAAGACGAGCCCGUUCUAUGAGAUACUAGAAACUUUGGUGCCGAUGCACGAUCUACCUGAAGGUCCAGAGAUGCCUCAAAACCGCCACACCGUCAAAUCAUCUCUCACACUUCGAGCCGACCUUGCUCAACAAUGCCGAAGCGAUCCGAACCUCAAGAUCAUGAUGUACUGUGGUCUCACCAAGACGAUGUCCCCUCACAGCCCUGCGGAUGUGGCCUUUCCCAAUCAAAUUGAAGUCAAGGUCAACGAGCAGGAAGUGAAGGCAAACUUCAAAGGCCUGAAAAACAAGACGGGCUCAACCAAACCUGCUGACCUCACUUUCUUGGUCCGCAAGUACAACGGCCAGCCAAACGGGGUGUCCGUCACUUACGCGCUCACCACUAACCGCUUCGCUUUCGCCAUCUUCCUGGUACGGUAUCACACCAAAGACGAGCUCGCGGCACGGAUCAACAAGCAUAACAUCAUCCGCAAACAGACCGUUCUGAGUGCGAUGAGCAAAGCGAAUUCCGAUGAUGACAUCGCGGCAACGUCCAUCCGGAUGUCGCUCAAAGACCCCGUUUCGACCUUACGGAUCAGCAGCCCAGUGCGGUCGUCGUACUGCUCGCACAACCAGUGUUUCGACGGUGGAAUGUUCAUGAGCCUCAUGGAACAAGCACCUUACUGGCACUGCCCUGUGUGUAGCAAGGCGAUCACAUACGACUCACUGUGCGUGGACGAGUACUUUCAAGAGAUCUUGAAGGCUGCCCCUGCCUCGAUCGAGAAGGUAGACAUCGAGCCGAACGGAGAGUGGAAGGUGAUCAAAGAGGAAGAAGACAGCCAAACUGGUGGUCCAGCCAACAAGCCGCGAGCAUCAUACGAUGAUGACUUUGACGAUGACUUUGACGAUGAUAUUGUUGAGUUGGAUCAACCGGUCUCGAAGCCAGUGAACGGCGUCAAGAGGGAGUCGCAAUCCCAGGCGAGCUUAGGUGGUCGGCCUACUGCUCUCGACACUCCGCCUUUGUCAUCACGCGAACCAUCCGUUGCGCAGUCUGCAACAUCCGCACAGCGGGGCAGCAAACGUCCGCAGAGCGCGGUUAUCGACCUCACGCUCUCCGAUGACGAUGAUGACCAGCCUGUGCGAUCUGCGAGGAGAACAAACACCAUCAACGUGCCGCGUCGAGGUGGGAACACCAACAACACCGCCACCACCGCCUCUCCAUACGACACACCCACCUCUCUACCCGACCCUCGGCUGCAACCUCCACAGCAGAACCACAACGCCCACCAAACCAAUCAACAGGUAGAUAGCUAUCGCCCGCCGCAGAACCCUUCCUACCCGCAGAACCAAGCUUACGGGUUCAGCGCUCAUAACAGCAUGUCGCCACCCAACAUCAACUCGCCGGUGGCUUUCGGGCAGACGAGCAUACCUAGCCAGCAUUCUCGCCCCUUCCCGAGCCCGGCCCCUCCUCAAUCAUACUCCGGCUACACCAACGGGGCCUUCGCGCCUAAUUCACCGUACCGUCCGCCGUCUCAGCAACCCAAUUACCAGUAUGGCUACCACCAACAACCAAACCGAUCCACGUCAUCACCGGCUCCAGCAGGCAACAGCGGACUCCGUCUCCCACCCAUGCAGCCCCCGCCGCCGUAUCAACAGCAGCAGCAGCAUCCGUACGCGUCGCCGUCGGCGUAUCAGGGUGGUGGGUGGAGGAGCGAUGGGUCCGAGUUCGGAGGGUACAUGAACUCAGGCAGUCCUGGUGGGUGA
Messenger RNA from Saxophila tyrrhenica, 2109 nucleotides. It is a transcript of the gene pli1, whose product is annotated as E3 SUMO-protein ligase pli1. Lineage: Eukaryota; Fungi; Ascomycota; Dothideomycetes; Mycosphaerellales; Extremaceae. The transcript has 4 exons. The coding region runs from base 1 to 2109 and encodes 702 amino acids. Gene Ontology annotation, biological process: protein sumoylation. Gene Ontology annotation, cellular component: chromatin. The record is from RefSeq and is a predicted model, not a curated record. Gene Ontology annotation, molecular function: SUMO ligase activity; zinc ion binding.